AUGUGUCAUCGAAGUGUUCGAGAAUUUGAAAGAUUACUGUAUAGAACAGAGUUAUUGACUGAUACAGAAGACAUAAAAGCAAAUAUAGUGGCAGUAGAAUCUAAAUUGACUGAAUUGAGGAAUUUAAAUUUACUUACACCCAAUCAAGAACUUGAAUACACAAAAACCAUAUCAGAUAUUAAUCAGAAAAUAGCUCCAAAGACACCUAUAAAGAAGAAGAAAGCCAAAUCUAUGAUAAACAGUGAAGAAGUUUCAAUAGCGGAAGAAAAAAAGAAACAAAAUCAAUUGACAGACGAAUUUAUGAAACUUACCGAAAAACUCAAAGAUAAAGUUGUUGAAGUUGGAGCCGCAUUAAAAGAUGAUCAAGAUGUUGUUGAAAAUGUUCAGAAAUCUCUUGACAAGAAUCUCUUAAACAGCGAAAAUGUCCAAGGCGAUUUAGAUGAUAGAAUUAGCGAACAGAUCGGUUGGAAAGCCUAUAGAUGGCUGGCUGAAGUUGUUAUUGCUUAUCUUCUUAUAAGUUUCUUCUUUACAUAA
Trichomonas vaginalis G3 is the source of this 534-nucleotide messenger RNA. RefSeq lists its product as uncharacterized. NCBI's taxonomy places the organism in Eukaryota, Parabasalia, Trichomonadida, Trichomonadidae. The coding region runs from base 1 to 534 and encodes 177 amino acids. The record is from RefSeq and is a predicted model, not a curated record. The transcript has a single exon.